Messenger RNA from Cavenderia fasciculata, 1863 nucleotides. RefSeq names its product phospholipase D. Lineage: Eukaryota; Evosea; Eumycetozoa; Acytosteliales; Cavenderiaceae. Gene Ontology annotation, molecular function: catalytic activity. The record is from RefSeq and is a predicted model, not a curated record. The transcript is spliced from 4 exons. Bases 1 to 1863 code for a protein of 620 amino acids.
AUGACAACAACAGUAACACCAACAACUAAAUAUUACACCAUCAAAUAUUACUUUCAAAACCACUUUUAUAAUAAUCAACAACAACAACAAAAAGAUAGAAAUAGUAAAGAUCAUCAGAAACAUCGACAAAUACAACUAUCAUCAAAUCUUGUUGAAAAUACAAGAUUGGUAAACUCUUUAUCAAAGAAAAUGAGUCAUACCUUGAAACAAACACCAAGGUUAUUCGAUGCUUUGAAAAAGACAAGAUUAUGGUGGAAGGAUAUUAUAGAUAGAAGAACAAUGAAAAAAUUAUAUUUACUUGAAAGUUGGAGUAAUGGUAAUGAUGUUACAAUCUAUUUUGAUGGUGAUCAAACAUUUGAAUCAAUGUGGCAAAGUAUUGAAAAUGCAAAAGAAACAAUUAAUAUUGAAACAUAUACAAUUGAACCUGAUAGUAUUGGAUUGAAAACAUUGGAUCUUUUAACAAAGGCACAACAAAGAGGAUGUAAGGUAAAGUUUGUGUAUGAUGCUAUUGGCAGCUCGUCGAUAUCCGAUGCACAUCUCAAAGACCUAAAGGAAAGUGGAGCGAGUAUCACUAAAUUCAAUCCAUUGAUGAACUUGAUAUCGUUUGACUCGAAUAUUCCUAUUAUGUUUCGUAACCAUCGCAAGAUGAUUGUGGUUGACAAUGCCGUCGGAUAUAUCGGUGGUAUGAACAUAUCACAGAAAUAUGCCGGCAAGCAGCUCGGCACCAACUAUUUCCGUGACACACAUGUAAAGAUUGUCGGUCCAGCCGUCCUCGACCUCGCCGCUGCAUUCUACUCUAAAAAACGUGACAGUAAAGCAAGUCUAUCAGUUGCUCAAAACGAUCAACAUAUUCAACUCUACAAUACCAUCAAACAACAACACAUUGAAAGAAAAAAGGAUGACUUUGAAAAUCAAAAUGAUAAUGAUAAUUCAUAUCCUUGGAGAUCAACUUCAUCAUCAUCCUCUUCAUCUUCAUCAUCAACUAUUAGACUUGGAGAUUUAACAAAUCUAACACCAACAGAGAGACAGAUAGAGAUUGAUCGAUUUUUAUACGACCGUUAUUAUGACUACUUUUCAGAUUUUGCCAACGAGGCUGACGAACAAGAACAUGACGACGAAGAAGAGGAUAAUGAAAAUGUAGAGGUCGAUGAAAUUGAAGACGAUGAAAGCGAGAUUGAAGACGACGGUAUUGAAGAAGAGGAUGACGACCUGUAUGGUGGUUUGACACAUGACGACAUGAUGGUCAACAACAACAAAUAUGGAGCUGGGGUCAUUGUAAAAAAAUCACAUCGAGUAAAAGGAGUUUCCGUUCAAGUAUUGGAAUCCAAUUUACUCCGAGGCAAACGAAACCUACAGCGAAGUCUAAGUAUCAUGCUUAAAGACUGUAAAAAAUAUUGUUAUAUCACAACACCCUAUUUCCUGCCACCAAAAAUCCUCAGACGUUCCAUCAUGGAUAUUGCAGCACGUGGUGUUGAAGUUAGACUCUUAACAUCUGGUAAAAGUGAUGUACCUUGGAUUAGAAUGGCUUCUCAUUAUCUUUAUAAACCUUUAUUAGAAUCGGGAGUUAGAAUAUUUGAAAUGUAUGGAACUACUUUACAUUCAAAGACAAUGGUAUUUGAUGGUAAAUUUAGUACGAUUGGAUCAUAUAAUUUGGAUUUUAUGAGUCAGAGAAAUCUAGAGGUCAUGAUAUCCAUGCCAGAUGAACGUAUUGCCAGACAGUUGGAAGCACAAUUUAAAAAGGAUAUUUUAAAAUCACAUGAAAUCACGAUCGACUAUUUGUCAAAUAGAAGUUGGUUUGAAAAAAUUUAUAGUUUCUUGGCCUAUCAAUUUAGUCGUAUUGUUAGACCAUCUGCAAUCAAAUAA